Messenger RNA from Musca domestica (house fly), 749 nucleotides. Its product is annotated as larval cuticle protein A2B. The record is from RefSeq and is a predicted model, not a curated record. The transcript has 2 exons. The coding region runs from base 65 to 664 and encodes 199 amino acids. NCBI's taxonomy places the organism in Eukaryota, Metazoa, Arthropoda, Insecta, Diptera, Muscidae. Gene Ontology annotation, cellular component: extracellular matrix.
ACUUUUAAGCGUUAACACAGCUCAAAGUCUGAAUUCAGUCUCACCUUUUUGGUAUUUAAUCGAAAUGGCAUUCAAGUUUGUAGCUUUCUUUGCUUUGCUCGCCGCUGCCAGUGCCGGUAUUGUUCCAGCUGCCCAGGUAUACCAUGCUGCCCCAGCUGCCGUUAUCAAGAAUGUGGCUCCUGUACAUGUUGCAGCCCAACAUGUGUUGGCCAAGGCUGAUGACGAAUUCGAUCCUCAUCCUCAAUACAAAUACGGUUAUGGAGUACAAGAUGCCGUUUCUGGAGAUUCGAAGAGCCAGGUUGAGGAACGUGAUGGAGAUGUUGUACGUGGUGAAUAUUCGUUGAUCGAUGCCGAUGGUUUCAAACGUACCGUUCAAUACACUGCCGAUGAUGUCAAUGGCUUCAAUGCUGUCGUCCACCGCGAACCUUUGACCAAGGCUGUUGUUGCUGCCCCAGCUGUGGUUAAGACCGUUGCUCCAGUUGCCCACUAUGCUGCCCCCGCUGCCGUCGUUAAGACUGUUGCUCCAGUCGCUCAUUAUGCUGCUCCAGCUGCUGUUGUCAAAACCGUUGCUCCCGCCUACACCACCUACUCAGCACCAGCUGUGGUAAAGACUGCAGUCCCAGCUUACACCACCUACUCUGUGCCAGCCCACCACCACCAUUAGAUGCCAUUUUCGAGAACUCCAUUUGGGAUGACUGAACGUAAAAAUUGAUGCAAUUGUUGACUUAGUUUUAAAUUUGUUAAAAAUA